Heterocephalus glaber (naked mole-rat) is the source of this 1898-nucleotide messenger RNA. RefSeq names its product beta-keto-L-gulonate decarboxylase (gene Bkgd). Lineage: Eukaryota; Metazoa; Chordata; Mammalia; Rodentia; Bathyergidae. Gene Ontology annotation, cellular component: nucleus. The record is from RefSeq and is a predicted model, not a curated record. Gene Ontology annotation, molecular function: zinc ion binding; hydrolase activity, acting on ester bonds.
UUUCAUCUGUAUUCCUUGUUGUGAUUGGCCUGGAGUGGGCUUCCCUGCCCACUUCUUUUUUCUUUUUACAUCUGCCUUCAUUUUAUUUUAUCUCAUUCAACUUGCACACCUCAUCCCUUGAACACCUGAGAACAGCAGCUGUUCAUGCCUGAUGUACUUUGAACUCUUGUGAUAAUUAACCAAGAAUAGUUUUACUUGUGUAACCUCCCACCUAAAGAAGACAAUGAUGGCUUGUGCUGAGUUUUCUUUUCAUGUGCCAAGUCUACAGGAGCUUGCUGAAGUUAUGCAGAAGGGGCUAAAAGAUAACUUUGCUGAAGUCCAAGUCUCUGUAGUUGACUGUCCUGAUUUGACUAAGGAACCAUUUACCUUUCCUGUAAAAGGCAUCUGUGGGAAAACUAGAAUUGCAGAAGUAGGAGGUGUGCCUUACUUAAUGCCUCUUGUAAACAAUAAAAAAGUUUAUGAUCUGAAUAAGAUUGCAAAAGAAAUCAAGCUGCCUGGAGCUUUUAUUCUUGGAGCAGGGGCAGGCCCAUUUCAGACUCUUGGGUUCAAUUCUGAGUUUAUGCCAGUUAUUCAAACAGAAAGUGAAUACAGUCCUCCUGUGAACAGCAGUUACUUUGCCUAUAUUAACCCUGCAGACGGAGGGUGCCUACUACAGAAAUAUAGUGAGAAACAUCAUGAUUUUGGAUGUGCACUACUGGCUAAUCUUUUUGCCAGUGAGGGCCAACCUGGGAAGGUCAUUGAGGUAAAAGCCAAAAGAAGAACUGGACAACUUAACUUUGUGACUUGUAUGAGACAGGCUCUGGGAACUCAUUAUGGAAAUAAGCCUGUAGGGAUGGGAGGUACUUUCAUAGUUCAGAAGGGAAAAGUAAAGGCUCACAUCAUGCCCACAGAAUUUUCCUCUUGUCCACUGAACUCUGAUGAAGAGGUAAAUAAAUGGUUGCAUUUUUAUGAGAUGAAGGCACCUCUGGUUUGUCUACCAGUUUUUGUUUCCAGAGACCCACGGACUCACCGGCCCAGUAGCAAAAGAAGACUUGGUAUGUUCAACAAAUUGCAAGGAGACAAAAUAGGAUCACCUGACUAUGCAGUUAACAUUCCAGUACAUGCAACAACAACAACAAAGGCUGUCUAUAUACUUAUAUAUAACCUUUCUGGAAAAAGACUAAAACUUUAAAAUUUAAAGGAAUGCUGGGCCGGGGGCUCAGUGGUGCCGCAUUUGCCUGGCAAGCACAAGGUCCUGAGUUCGAUCCUCCAUGGGGGCCAGGGGGAUCCUAAAUACUGUAAUUAUAUUCAUGACAGUACUCUCAUAGAAGUAUCAACCUUUGGGCUGGGGAUUUAGCUCAAUGCUGUCACUGCCUCGCAAGCCCAAGGUCCCAAGUUCGAUCCCCGGCACCAAAAAAAGAGUAUCAACCUUUUUCAAGUCUAUAAAUUUAAUUCAAUGUCAGUCUAAUCCCAGUAGGUCUUCUUAUAGGACCUUACCAGAUAUUCCCAGAAUAUAUAAGCUAACAAAGGGCAAAGACAAAAAUAAUUUUGAAGUCAAGGUCAGGGGGAUUUAGUAUAUACAUAACAAAACUUACAAGAUGGUGUGGGUUUUUUUGUGGUACCAGGGACCGAACUCGGGUCCUUGAGCCUGCGAAGCGGCGGCGAAACCACUGAGCUAAAUCCCCGGGCCCUGUGGGUUUUAUCAUUAUGGAGAACGAAGUCAAAGAACAGAAAACCAAGGCCAGAAAAGAUCCUUGUAUAGCCAGACUUCGCUUUUUUUUCACGGAAGAGUCACUGCAGAUCGAUGAGGAAAUGAAAAUGUUCAGUACCCAAAUAGUGCUGACACAACUAUUUAUAUGGAAAAAUAAAAUUGGACUGUGUUCAAUACCAAAUAAAGACCUAAAUGAAUGUUAACAUUU